Megalobrama amblycephala (Wuchang bream) is the source of this 3329-nucleotide messenger RNA. RefSeq names its product ubiquitin specific peptidase 20 (gene usp20). The transcript has 25 exons. The record is from RefSeq and is a predicted model, not a curated record. Gene Ontology annotation, biological process: protein deubiquitination. Gene Ontology annotation, molecular function: zinc ion binding; cysteine-type deubiquitinase activity. The coding region runs from base 296 to 3031 and encodes 911 amino acids. Lineage: Eukaryota; Metazoa; Chordata; Actinopteri; Cypriniformes; Xenocyprididae.
AAACAAAAACGUAAAAAUGAUAACAAAAACAAUUAAAAACAUCAACAGCCCAAACAAGUAGUACGUACAUUUUUAUAGUGUAAGUAAAUAAAAAAUAGUUUUUGAUCAGAUGAAAGAGCUGAAAGCGUUCAUUGGCUCUGGUCAAAGCUGUGACGCACACUUAUGCUGUUUUCAGUAUGGAUGCUGUUUAGUACACUGUUACCCACCUCUGUUACAAACACCACAGAUUGGCCUAAAAUGAUCAUCUAUGAGUGUUAUUUUUGUUUAUGUCUGACAGAGUGAAGUCAAAAUCAAGAUGACUGACAGCGGGGAUCUUUGUCCUCACUUGGACUUUAUUGGUGAAAUAACUAAGGAGGAACUUAUUCAGAAAUCAAAGGGCACGUGUCAGUCAUGUGGGGUAGGUGGACCAAACCUUUGGGCAUGUCUACAGUGUGACUGUCCCUAUGUAGGCUGCGGAGAAUCAUAUUCUGAUCACAGUACUAUACACGCACAGGCCAAAAAACACAAUCUGACAGUAAACUUGACCACAUUCAGGGUGUGGUGUUAUGUCUGUGAAAGGGAGGUAUUUCUGGAACCAAAACCUGUUAUUCCUAUAUCAGUAGCUCACCGCUGCAAACAACACGAACAGGAUCCUCUUCCCCAGACAGCAUGUUACCCAUUGAAGGCAGUUCCUAUCGCAGUGGCGGAUGAGGAAGGCUCAGAAUCUGAGGAGGAUGAGAUUAAACCUAGAGGUCUCACAGGGAUGAAGAACAUUGGGAACUCCUGUUACAUGAACGCUGCGCUGCAGGCCCUGUCUAACUGUCCUCCUUUGACUCAAUUUUUCCUGGAUUGCAGUGGGCUGGUGCGUACGGAUAAGAAGCCGGCAUUGUGUAAAAGCUAUCAGAAGCUUAUCUCUGAGCUCUGGCACAAGAAACGGCCAAGCUAUGUUGUUCCCACUAGUCUGUUUCAUGGAAUAAAACUGGUGAACCCCAUGUUUCGUGGCUACGCUCAGCAGGACACUCAGGAGUUUUUGCGAUGUCUGAUGGACCAGCUUCAUGAGGAGCUGAAGGAGCCUUUGACCGACUGCAGCAGUGCAAUCUUAGAUGUCGACCCUGACCGCAACCUUGACAACCAAAAUCAUUUUGAAGGAGACCGAAGCCCCUCUGAGGACGAGUUCCUAUCGUGUGACUCUGGAUCCGGAAGCGAGAAAGGAGAUGUAGAGAGGGCAGGAGGAGAAGCAGAGCUGCUCAUCCAAGAUGAGUGUGUGGGCGUGAGAGGAAACGGCGGGAUCUCAGAGAAAGAGAGGCUGAAAGAGAGAAGAGGAGAAGAGAGAACACGGGAAAUGGAUGAGGAUGCAGAUGUGGACACAGCCGCACAAGAGGGACAGGCAGAGAGAGAAACAGAGGCAACGACUGCAACCACAACUGUGCCGACAUCAGGAAAUACAGAACCUGAUAAUGAAGCUUCCAUGCACUGUCCGUCCUCUCAUCCUUGUAGCCCUGCUCACAGUUUGCAGGAGCUUCACUCCAGACUCUCCAGCAGCCCACCAAGAUCCAGCCCCCUCAGAACUGGACCCACUUACACCUUAAAGAAAGCUCAGAUGCUGCUGAGCACCAAGAAAAAGAAGCAAUCACGUUUCCGCAGUGUUAUUUCAGAUAUCUUUGAUGGAUCCAUUCUGAGUCUGGUUCAGUGUUUGACAUGUGACCGGGUUUCGACAACCGUGGAGACCUUUCAGGACCUGUCUUUGCCUAUUCCGGGUAAAGAAGAUUUGGCCAAACUCCAUUCCUCCAUCCACCAGAGUGCUCCCGUUAAAGCUGGUGUCUGCACGGAUGGCUAUGCGGCCCAGGGAUGGAUCUCCUACAUCAUGGAAUCUAUACGAAGGUUUGUAGUGUCUUGUAUUCCCAGUUGGUUUUGGGGACCCAUGGUAACGCUGGAAGAUUGCCUGGCAGCUUUCUUCGCUGCUGAUGAGCUGAAAGGAGACAACAUGUACAGCUGUGAACGAUGUAAAAAAUUGAGAAAUGGUGUGAAAUAUUGUAAAGUUCUGCGUCUACCAGAAAUAUUGUGCGUUCACCUGAAGCGUUUCAGGCAUGAAGUCAUGUACUCAUUCAAGAUAAAUAGCCACGUGUCAUUUCCAUUGGAGGGUUUGGAUCUCAAGCCCUUCUUGGCUAAGGAGAGCUCAUCUCAGAUUACUACCUACGACCUGCUGUCUGUCAUCUGUCAUCACGGCACUGCUGGGAGUGGUCACUACAUAGCGUACUGUCAGAAUGUGAUCAAUGGACAGUGGUACGAGUUUGACGAUCAGUAUGUAUCAGAAGUGCACGAGACGGUAGUGCAGAAUGCUGAAGCAUAUGUCCUCUUCUACAGGAAGAGCAGUGAAGAAUCUGUGAGAGAGAGACAGAAGGUUGUCGCUCUGGCUAAUUUAAAGGAGCCUAGUCUGCUUCAGUUCUACAUUUCCAGAGAAUGGCUCAACAAGUUCAACACAUUCACUGAGCCUGGACCCAUCACCAACCACACUUUCCUUUGUCAGCAUGGAGGAAUCCCUCCUACUAAGUACCAUUAUGUGGACGAUCUGGUUGUGAUCCUUCCUCAGAAUGUGUGGGAAUAUCUUUACAACAGGUUUGGGGGAGGCCCGGCCGUGAAUCACUUAUAUGUGUGUGCCAUCUGCCAAGUAGAGAUCGAGACCUUAGCCAAACGACGGAAGCUGGAGAUAGACACCUUUAUCAAGUUAAAUAAAGAGUUUCAGGCUGAAGAAGCGCCUACAGUAAUCCUGUGUAUCAGCAUGCAGUGGUUCAGAGAAUGGGAGAACUUUGUAAAGGGCAAAGACAACGAGCCGCCUGGCCCCAUUGACAACAGCAAGAUUGCAGUAAUGAAAGGCGGACAUAUCCAGCUUAAACAGGGAGCAGACUACGGGCAGAUAUCUGAAGAAACGUGGCAGUACUUGUUAAGUAUUUAUGGCGGUGGGCCAGAGAUUGCAGUGCGGCAAACCAUCAGCCCCCCAGACACUGACACGCAUGGUGAGAGGAAGAUAGAGGCGGAGACCAGAGCCCUCUGAAAUGGUGAUGAAGACCAACAUGUGGAUGACACUGCGCUUAAAUUUCUGUCUUACAAACACUUUGUGAGCAUUUCUGUGGAUCUGCUAUCUGUGACUGACAGAGCUCUCCUAGCAUAGGAAAGGGUCUUAUUUAUUAAGUGAAUAAAUCUAUUAUCAGACACGCACAUAUGACAUAUUUAGGUAACACUUUACAAUAAGGUUCAUUAGUUAACAUUAGUUAAUAAUACAUUAUUAAAGGGUUAGUUCAGCCAAAAAUGAAAAUUAUGUCAUUUAUUACUCACCCUCAUGUCGUUCCACA